AUGGUUUCCCUUAGGAAGAAAAAGCAUCAGAAAUUGGUCCUCAGUAUUACGAUAUAUGAAGCAAAAGAUCUGUUACCACAGUCACAACUCCUGCCAACCGUGUUUCGCUGCAAUCCGAGGUGCUAUGUCAAGUUGCCGCCAUUUGCAUCUUUCAAAACAGCUCGAAGUAAGGAUGUAUCCAACCCACAUUGGAAUUCCACACAAAAGUUAAAGCUCAGGACUCCUCCAUCGAAUGUGACUGAAAAGGAUUUGGGAAAAUUACCAGCGACGGCUUUCUUGAUACUAGUUUUGGAAAUAGUGGACAGCAAGGGAUCUAAAAGAAGUUAUUUUGGAGAGCUUCGACUGUCUCUUAUUGACUUAUUGGAACAAUUGAAAAACAAACUCGAGAUCGGACCUAAGUGGUAUAAGCUUUAUUCCUCUGAACGAGAGCAGACUUUUGUCACGGGAUCUGUACGAUGCAAGUUCACGUUGUCCAGCCAACGCAAAAGGCUUAGCAGGAAAUCACAGAGUUCCCCAAAAGUUGUGACUGAGUCGGAACUUAACUCAAAUGAAGUUGAUUCCGAAGAAGAGUAUGAUGAGUCUGAUGACGAAUUGGUACCUCCCACUCCACUACCAGAAUCUUCCCCCUCGCAGACCAAUGAGGAACUUGUCAAGUAUAUUAGAGAGCUACAGAACUUCUAUGACAAAUUGAAGACGUUUGGAAAGGACCCUCUCAAACUGAUUAGGAUCAGCGAGCAAAAUUUCUAUACCGACUAUUCCUCCGGUCUAAUUCUUCCUUCACCCGAGGGGUUUGCCGGUUUAGAUUUACAAGACGAAUCUAGUGAUGAGGAACAGCAGGAACUGAAAUUUUCCAGACAAAACCUACGUGCCUCGGAAUCAAAUAGCUCGAUUUAUUCCUCAAUGGAAGAUCUGAGCAAUUACACAUCUCCUGCUUCCUUUUCUGAUUUGCCGUUAACACCACCCACUUCUUCUUCCUUGGCAUCGGAAAGGAGAUAUAGGUUUCGAAAGCUACGAGGAGAGCGGUCAAAGCCAAACUAUGAAUUCACAGCCGGCAAGAAUUUCGUUGGGAUGCUUUUUGUCGAGAUUAUUUCUGCAUCAGGAUUGCCACCCUUACACAACUCAACUAGAACAGGCUAUGACAUGGACCCAUUUGUGGUUAUUUCUUUUGGUACGAAAGUUUAUCGAACGUCUUGGAGAAAGCACACACUGAAGCCCAUUUUCAACGAAAGAUUGGCAUUUGACAUUUUAGAGCAUGAAAAAACCUUCAAUAUAAAUUUUAACAUUUUGGACAAAGACUACUGGACUCUCAAUGAUCCAGUCUGCGAAGGAUCUGUUCCCGUGAAACUUCUCAUGACCGAACCGCUGUCCACUUCGGACAUCAAAUUGAUAAAGAAGGAGGAGGAGGAAGACCUGAAGUACAAGAAAAAACUGUUUGGUCGAAACCCAAAAAGAAACUUGAGUAACAUCUACGAUGAGAGCUUGAAGACUUUGGAAGUCAAAAUGAAUCUGUAUCCACAUUGGAAGGAAAAAUAUGGCAAAAUUCAAAAUGUUGACCCAAAGUUGAAGAUUAGAGUAAAGUUUGAAUCCUAUGCCAAUUUGAGACAGCAUUUGUUCAGACUUCUUCUCAAAGAAUAUCAGACUGAUGGUUCUUCAGAGAUGGACAUAAUUGAGCUUGGAUCUUUCCUCGACUCCAUAGGAUCCAAUAUCGAGGAAGAAGACGUGAUAGAGUGUUUUGACAGACACGGGAAAAAAGCUUGGCAUGGUGACAAACUAACUUUCGACGAAAUUAUCGAAGACUUUGAGACAACUUUUGAGAGAAUGGAGCAACAUGGAUCCAACUCAUGCAAGCACAUCAUCCAAAUUGCCAGGUGCCCGUCUUGCCUAAAACAGGCAAGAGUUCAUGGCGAUUCUGAUAUAAUAAAACAUCUGGCUAUCUGCUGUUCUAAAGAUUGGUCCUCAGUUACGCGAAUGCUGAAACCUUCUUUUACUACUCCUUCGUCGGCAACCAGAAGAUGGUAUACUAAAGCCCUUAUCAAAAUUGCAUACGGGAAAAUAGAGUUAGGGAAAAACAACGCCAACAUUUUGGUGCAAGAUAGAAAUACCGGUCUGAUAAUAGAGGAGAGAAUGAAUGUUUAUGUGCGGUUAGGCAUAAGACUUCUUUACAGGUCGUUCAAAGGGAAAAGAAAUAGUGAUCGAAUCAAAAGAAUUCUCAGGAACCUAAGCAUAAAGCAAGGAGCCAAAUUUGACAGCCCCUCCUCAAGAAACAAAAUUGAAUCUUUCAUUAAGUUCCACAGUAUAGAUAUGUCCGAGUAUCUGAUUGAAGACUAUACGAAGUAUCGCACAUUCAACGAAUUUUUCUAUCGAAAACUCAAACCAAACUUAAGGCCUCUCGAAGGCGCCGACUCUCGGUACGCGGUCAGCGGCGCAGACUGUCGUUGCUGUGUUUUUCCAACCGUUGAAAAAUCGAAGGAAAUUUGGAUCAAAGGAAGAGAUUUCACGCUCCAAAAGCUGCUUGGCUCAAAAUUUGACCACACCCUAUAUGAAAAUGGGUCAAUUGUUAUAUUUAGAUUAGCUCCUCAAGACUAUCAUCGCUUUCAUAGCUCUAUCAAUGGCACCAUUACAAAAACAGAGAAAAUUGACGGCGAGUAUUACACUGUGAAUCCGAUGGCCAUUCGAUCAAAAUUGGAUGUUUAUGGAGAAAAUUCAAGAGUCAACAUCGAGAUAGACUCUCCUGAAUUUGGGAAAGUCAUCAUGAUUUGUGUAGGAGCCAUGAUGGUUGGUUCCAUUGUGCUGACGCGAAAAGUAGGAGACGUGUUGAAAAGAGGAGACGAAGUUGGAUACUUCAAAUUUGGAGGAUCUACAGUACUAUUGUUGUUUCAAAGGGGUAGAAUUGUUUUUGACUCAGAUCUGGUAACUAACUCUGAAAAUUCGACGGAAACACUAAUUCGGGUUGGUAUGUCCAUUGGACACACACCUGAGAUUAAAGAGUUUCCACGUGAACAUACAGAUUUGGACAAAGAGCCAGAGGAGACAAGAUUGCGCAUCAUCAGAACCCUCACUGGAAAACCAAUUGGGGACUCUUCUGAGAGUCUUGGCAAUUGGGAAGUUCAAAACCUUGAUUUGGAAGAUGCCGUGAAUAUCGAUUUGGAAGAUGAGGUGUCGGAUAUUAGCUCAUAA
Molecule: messenger RNA, 3177 nt
Organism: Ogataea haglerorum
Lineage: Eukaryota; Fungi; Ascomycota; Pichiomycetes; Pichiales; Pichiaceae
Exons: 1
Coding region: 1-3177 (1058 amino acids)
Biological process (GO): phospholipid biosynthetic process
Molecular function (GO): phosphatidylserine decarboxylase activity
Source: RefSeq, a predicted model, not a curated record